UCUUGGACAGACAGAUCAUACUUGAGCCGGGAUAACCUGCGUUCCUCUUCUGGACAGCUCGAGAACACAACGCGAAGAAGACUUAAUUCCUGAGCCACCAUGGCCACUGCACCGUACAACUACUCCUACAUUUUUAAAUACAUCAUAAUUGGCGACAUGGGCGUCGGGAAGUCAUGUUUGCUCCACCAGUUCACAGAGAAGAAAUUCAUGGCGGAUUGCCCCCAUACGAUUGGCGUGGAGUUUGGUACAAGGAUAAUUGAGGUGAGCGGCCAGAAGAUCAAGCUGCAGAUUUGGGACACAGCGGGGCAGGAGCGCUUCAGGGCAGUCACCCGCUCCUACUACCGUGGAGCAGCAGGGGCGCUCAUGGUCUACGACAUCACCAGGAGAAGCACGUACAACCAUCUCAGCAGCUGGCUGACUGAUGCCAGAAACCUCACCAACCCCAACACUGUGAUCAUUCUCAUAGGAAACAAAGCGGACCUGGAGGCCCAGAGGGACGUCACGUAUGAGGAGGCAAAGCAGUUUGCUGAAGAGAACGGUCUGUUGUUUCUGGAGGCCAGUGCAAAAACAGGUGAAAACGUUGAGGACGCCUUCCUGGAAGCUGCGAAGAAGAUCUACCAGAACAUCCAAGAUGGCAGCCUGGACCUGAACGCCGCGGAGUCAGGGGUCCAGCACAAGCCUUCGGCCCCCCAGGGCGGUCGGCUAACCAGCGAACCACAGCCCCAGAGGGAAGGCUGCGGAUGCUAAUGGCCAAGCAACCCCCCCCCCCCCCCCCCCGUCUGUCCCGCCCGCCUUCCCUCGACCAUCCCCCCUUCAUCCACCUCCGUACGUCCAUCCACCCUCCCUCACUGCACCAGGGGCUGCGGAGGGAAGGAACGGGGGAUGGAUCUGGACUUGGGCCAGACUGAGCUGGACUGUGGACGACAUCUCCCUCCCUACCGCUCCUCCCCUCUGCCUGUCUCCCUCCUCCUCUCUAAACUCUGUGUGUUGUCGUCCCAUAACGCUCCUCUUUCGCUUCCCUCCACUCUUCUUGCACCAGUCUAGUCCCCCUCCCCCAGUCAUAGCACCGUAGACGCCACCACGCAUUACUGACACUUUAGAUAGAUGUAACAUUCAUACGAUAAUGAUAAACCAAGACAGUUUUUUAAUGUUUGGUUUUAUAGCUAUAUAUGACAUGUAAACAUUGCAUUAAAUUCCAUCCACCACUGAUCAGCCGUGUGUGACUAAACUCCUGAGGUCUCAUGCAUGGUUCACCAACCCAGCAUUUUAUGCUCUCCCGCAGUUAAUUAGUGCAGGAUUGGCCGGCGACGGCAGUGGAGUCGUGAAUCAUCACACAGGAAGAGGCUCCUCGGUGUGUCCGAGGAAUGUGGAGCCCAGUGAGCUUUUCCAGCAGGAUUCAAACCUGCUUGUGGCUUUUAAUUCUGUUACUGCUGCUCGACACAAAGAGACGUCCUUUGACAGAUGUGGGAACGAUGUUCUCAGGAGAGGAAAAAUAGAAACUGUUGAAAAAAAAUGAAAGUAAUUCCUCAGUCUCCCCUAUGAGAUAACAGGAAGGAAUAGUGGGCGUUUUCUAGCUGUUCUGUGUGUGAAGUUGGAUGAUUUUUAUUUGAACACAAGGCUUUUCUGUGUUUGGUGUAAAGAUUCCUUCAUGUCAGUUUCUUUGCACCAGCUCUCCCCCUCCUCCCCCAGGUCAUAUCACCAAGGUUUCUGUCUUUACCAGCAUUUUCUUUGUCAUGGUUUGUUGCCUUAUUAUAUUUCAUGUUAUUACUCUUUAAUCUUUAUUGUAUUGCUGCACUUCCUCUUCACACUGCUAUUGGACUCACCCCAAAUAAAUCCACUCUUAGAUUCAUUAUUGCAUUUUACUGGGGAACAAUGUAACAAUGCAAGUGUCGGCUUACAUGGUCAAACUCCAGGGUAUCAGAAGCAUGGUCUUUAAACUGUCAACACUCCUUCAUUUCAAGUAGUGCACUGAAGAGCUGAUGUGUUGUUUCUGACUUCUACACCAAGCAGCAUGUCCCCUCAAUACAGUGGAAUUGUCAAAACCCAAUUAUGUUUGUAUUGUUUUUCCCCCCCUCCUCCCUCCAAUAUAAUUGUUCUGUACAAUAUAGCCAUUCCCUGAUUGGACAGCUGUAUAUAUUGCUUCUUAACUAUUGGUGACCUCGCUACUUUCCAAUUUAUUUGCCGGCUCUGCCAAGAUCUGUACAGUUGAUGUGCUCGUGGGUUUCCUGUAAUUCAUGCUUGGGAAAUUCUGUAACAGUUUCUAUUAAUAAAUGUGUGAAGGACACCGAGACGACCCCCGACUGCACACUACUGAACCCGUCACGAGGUCGAGGGAGUGGAUCGAUACGAUGGGCGAACUCUAGAUUCCCCUCGUUACUGUACGGAGUGGAGAAUCGGCGCCCCUCCACGUGGGAGGGGCCUGCAUCGCUGUCUUAACUUUUGGGGAUUGGUUCAUUAGUGGGAAGUUGGUGGGCUGGGUUUUACUUUUUUUCUGUGUCCCACCCCUUUGCUGGCCAAGUACAAAACAAAAGUACAUAUGUAUAAAUUUUUAAGGAGCUGUGCUAACAUUUAAAUGCUUUGAGUGUAUGAUUUUAAAAUGUUGACAUUUUUAUUUUAAUGACAUACUCGACAGGAAAAAAUAAAUUAUACAUAACCUG
This is a messenger RNA of Pseudoliparis swirei, 2657 nucleotides long. RefSeq names its product RAB14, member RAS oncogene family, like (gene rab14l). Gene Ontology annotation, cellular component: Golgi apparatus; phagocytic vesicle; recycling endosome. The record is from RefSeq and is a predicted model, not a curated record. NCBI's taxonomy places the organism in Eukaryota, Metazoa, Chordata, Actinopteri, Perciformes, Liparidae. Gene Ontology annotation, molecular function: GTP binding; GTPase activity. The transcript has 8 exons. Gene Ontology annotation, biological process: defense response to bacterium; endocytic recycling; phagosome maturation. The coding region runs from base 100 to 747 and encodes 215 amino acids.